This is a messenger RNA of Rotaria sp. Silwood2, 2181 nucleotides long. The record is from the annotation of a GenBank genome assembly. Lineage: Eukaryota; Metazoa; Rotifera; Eurotatoria; Philodinida; Philodinidae.
AUGUUAAUAUCCGACAUCAAUACUAUAAUACAGAACGAAAAUUCUUCAACACCAACUACUAAUGAUCGACAAAUACUGGCAAAACUGAAAAUUUAUUCCAAUCUUGCUGAAAUUAUUCAACCACUUGGUGAUCUACCACUGGAAUUUUCUGCUGAAGAUUGGUCUAAUAUUCGUUCUGAUUCAUUGACUCUUAUUGGCUCAAACGUCAAUCUAACAGGGCAAACGAUUACAGAAAAGAAAAACUCAUUCAACAAUCAAUUAAUUUAUGUUCGUUCACCAUUAUCUUCACAAACAGAAACAAGAUUUCUUGAAGCAACAAUGAUUGAUGAAAACAGAAGUCUUGUUAAAUUUGUUGAUAAUAAUAUUAGUCAAGAACCAAUCUUUUUUACUGUUUCAUCUAAUGAAAUACUUUAUAUUAAUGAACCACUUCGAUCAAAAUAUUAUGUUAAUUUCACAUAUGAUGCAACAGAUACAGUAUAUGUUAGUUAUCUUCGUUCAAAUCUUAAUUGGAAAACACGUUAUCAAUUAUAUCUAUUUGAUGAAUCAGAGGAACCAAUAUUGAUUGCAAUGGCUGAUAUUCGAAAUAAUGGAAAAUCAAGGAUUGAUAUCGAAAACGCUGAACUUUUAGCCGGUGAUAUAAAUUUAAAAAUGUCUGACCAACAAAACUCUGGGGCAGAGAAUGGCUUUUACCGCGCUUUAGCUCCAGCGUACAACUCACAAUUUCCAACAACAGUUGAAAAGAGUCAGGAAGUUGCUGGUGUAUAUGUAUAUACUAUUAAUCAAUCAUUUUCUAUUGAGUCAAAAACAAAUUACCUUUUACCGAUGUUUCGUCCACAAGUAAACGUGACACGUUUUUCGUCCGCUUCAACACCAACUACUAAUGAUCGACAAACACUGGCAAAAGUGAAAAUUUAUUCCAAUCUUGCUGAAAUUAUUCAACCACUAGAUGAGUUACCACUUGAAUUUUCUACUGAAGAUUGGUUUAAUAUUCGUUCGGAUUCAUUGACUCUUAUUGGCUCAAAUAUCAAUAUAAUACAAAAAACAAUUACUGAAAAGAGAAACUCAUUUAACAAUCAAACCAUUUAUAUUCGUUCACCAUUAUCUUCACAUACAGAAACAAAAUUUCUUCAAGCAACAAUCAUUGAUGAAAUGAGAAGUCUUGUUAAAUUUAUUGAUAAUAAUAUUAGUCAAGAACCAAUCUUUUUAACUGUUUCAUCUGAUCAAAUACUUUAUAUUAAUGAACCACCUCAAUCAAAAUAUUAUGUUAAUUUCACAUAUUAUACAACAGAUACAGUAUAUGUUAGUUAUCUUCGUUCAAAUCUUAAUUGGAAAACACGUUAUCAAUUAAAUCUGUUUGAUGAAUCAGUGAAACCAAUAUUAAUUGCAAUGGCUGAUAUUCGAAAUGAUGGAAAAUCAAACAUCGAUAUCGAAUACGCUGAACUUCUAGCUGGUGACAUUAAUUUACAAAUAUCUGAGCAACAAAACUCUGGGGCACAGAAUAACUUUUACCGCAAAAACGCUGAAGAGGACGACUCGCAAUUUCCAACAACAGUUGAACAGAGCCAGGAAGUUGCUGGUCUAUAUGUAUAUACUAUUAAUCAAUCAUUUUCUAUUGAUUCAAAAACAAAUUACCUUUUACCGAUGUUUCGUCCACAAGUAAACGUGACACGUUUUGUAAGUAUUUAUAAAACAUAUUUCUAUGGCGUUACAAAAUCGACUGGUAAAGGUGAACGUUCAUAUCGUUUGUCAUCUGAUGUUUUUCUUCCUCGUGGAAAUUGUAUGAUACGUGAAUAUGAUUAUCUCGUUGGUGAAACAUAUUUACCAGAUAUAGCUUCUAAAUAUUUACAUGAAUUUUCAAUUGGUCAAGAUCCAGAUAUUUUUUAUAACGAAACUGUUACAUUAGUUUCAUCGCGUGAGUAUGAAAAAACGAUUCAAGGAAUCAAUACAAUUAGAAAAGAAAGGCAAUCUAUUUACAAUGUUACUGUUCUGUUAAAAAAUUUUAAGAAUAAUCGAUCAAUAAAUGUGGAAUAUAAACAAACAACUCAAGGUUUAUCGGUACGAUUACUAAUGUCUAAUGGUGUUCGGACACAAGAUGGAACUAUACUUGUAUAUAAAACAACAUUAUCUGCUGAUGAAGAAAAACUUAUCUUUUACAAAUUUGAAAUCAUCGAUUUAAUAUAA